AAUCCGUCGUCUCUGGAACGCAGGAAAUUUGGGUUCCAGGAUGACAAUCGAGAAGGAUUAUUGUACGUUGAUCAAGGAAACUCAUCGGAAAAAAUGAAUCCCCAAUUACAGACAAUUAAUUCUCGAAAUAAAAAUGUCAUUAUUAUUCGCAAGGCGAUUAAUAUCAAAUCGACACCCAGGACUAACUGUAAUGCUUCACAGUUACCAGCGACAACUAGAAAAAUCGAGCAUAAAAUGUGUCCUGUGAAUCAGGCAAGAAAUUUUUCUCACUCUAAAGUGACUAAUCAUAAGGAGAUCUCACCGCCGAAGGAAGACGAGGGUGUAAAAAUCAACUUUAUUACGCGCGAAGGAGACAAAAUAUCAAUAAUGGCAAAUGAAGGGGAUAGCAUUAUGGACAUAACGCAGGCUCAUGACAUUGACCUUGAAUGCGCAUGUGAAGGAUCGUUGGCGUGUUCUACUUGUCAUGUUAUAGUUGAGCCCGAAUACUACGCGAAAUUGGAAGAGCCGUCAGAUGAAGAAAAUGAUAUGUUGGAUUUGGCAUUUGGAUUAACCGAGAC
Messenger RNA from Acaulospora morrowiae, 557 nucleotides. Lineage: Eukaryota; Fungi; Glomeromycota; Glomeromycetes; Diversisporales; Acaulosporaceae. The record is from the annotation of a GenBank genome assembly.